Coffea eugenioides is the source of this 975-nucleotide messenger RNA. RefSeq lists its product as uncharacterized. The coding region runs from base 1 to 975 and encodes 324 amino acids. The record is from RefSeq and is a predicted model, not a curated record. The transcript has 3 exons. NCBI's taxonomy places the organism in Eukaryota, Viridiplantae, Streptophyta, Magnoliopsida, Gentianales, Rubiaceae.
AUGUCACAACUGGCGUCUUCAUUAAGCAAUUUUGAGAAUGGUAAAGGGAAGCUACCAUCUCAAGUAAUCUCCAAUCUAAAAGAGAAUGCAAGUGCAAUGCCUUUACGAAGUGGAAAGGAUGUGCAAUCCUCAAAAUUGGAAGCAACAAGAGAUGGAGAUGAACAAGUGUCCGAUGAGCCCAAGAAAGAAAAGUUGUCAAAAUAUGCAAAGUUUCUGAAGGGGUUGUGCACCAAUCGGAACAAGUUGAAUCUCCAGGACAAAGUAAAGGUAGGUGAGAAUGUGUCAGCAGUCCUUCAAAGAAAGUUGCCGCAAAAAUGCAAAGAUCCAGGAAUAUUCACGAUACCAUGCAUCAUAGGCCAGAAAAGGAUAGAAAGAGGUAUGCUUGAUCUAAGAGCAUCUAUUAACGUUAUGCCUUUGUCAAUAUUUAAGACCUUAAAUUUAGGACCUCUAAAAGAAACAAGGGUAGUAAUACAAUUAGCCGAUAGGUCAAAUGUUUACCCUGAGGGUGUGGUUGAAGACGUCCUAGUGAAAGUCAAUGAGUUUAUCUUUCCUGCGAAUUUCUAUAUUGUUAACAUGAAUGAUGAUAACUCAGCUAAUUCAGUUGUGCUUCUUCUGGGUAGACCAUUCAUGAGUACUAGCAAGACAAAUGAAGAGGUGGAAAGUGUGGAUGAUGAAGAUACUGUAGAAGCAGUUAUGUCACUACACUCACUUUCUGUACUUCCCGACAGGUCAAUAGACUCAUUUUUACCAUUACCUACUCCUAAUGAGAGAAUUUUACCUUCUGUGGAACAGACACCCAAGUUAGAAUUGAAGGAAUUACCAAAGCACUUGAAGUAUGCCUACCUUGGAGAUCACAACACUUUGCCGGUCAUCAUUGCAAAUGAUUUGACUGCGGUACAGGAAGAAAAACUCCUACGAGUUUUGCAGGAGUACAAAUCAGUAAUCUAUGGACGUUGGCGGAUAUCAAAGGUAUAA